Molecule: messenger RNA, 1222 nt
Organism: Xenia sp. Carnegie-2017
Lineage: Eukaryota; Metazoa; Cnidaria; Anthozoa; Malacalcyonacea; Xeniidae
Exons: 4
Coding region: 23-979 (318 amino acids)
Source: RefSeq, a predicted model, not a curated record
UUGUGGUUGUAUAUGCCAGAAAAUGGAUGCGAUACAUAUAUCUUUGUUCAAAGCAAGGACGAUAAUUGUUGGCCAAAAAGGCGUUCAAAAUGCGAUAAAUUCUCUUCAAAAAGUCAUGCAAAGCGAGAAACAGAUCAAAGAUAUAAAUUUAAAUGAUGGAUGCAGCAGGAUUUCAGGCUUUCCACCAAAAGGCUUUCAUCGUCAAGGAAGGCCAUUGAGCAUACAAGUUCCAUUUCAUACAAGUUCACUGGUGGAGAAUACUCUUUUGGCUGAAAAUGCUAGACUUAAAGGAGAGAUGCAACAACUGCAGAGCGCUCUAACAAAUUCAAAACUCGAUACGGCUGAGAUGUACUCAAAAUUUGGAGAGAUAGUAAACGAUUGGAUCAAAGAAGUAAACGAUUUGAUCAAUGUAGUAAACGAUUUGAAAAAAAUGCAGUUGGAAAUGAACAACGAUUACGAAGCAAGAAUCAAAAGUUUGGAAGAAAAGACUGAACGCCUGAUAAUGGAAAACGAAAAGAUGAAAAAAGUAAUAAAAGAUUUUGAAAAGAUGAAUCUUGAAUUUGAAAAACAAAAAAGACGAUUGAAAAUUGGUCAAGUUGCAUAUAAGUUGGAAAGACUUGUAUCAGAAUAUGUAUUUCCUGGUCAGGAUAAAGCAAGUAAAAGAGUGAGGUUUGGAGCAAAUUUGAAGUCUUUAAAAAGAAAGAUUGACAGUCUUAAUGACCAAAAUGUUCAAGAUCACGCCAAAUCACAUUUUUCCAAGCUCAACAAAGAACUUUUUGAAGAUUGGUUUAUUGGUCUCAUCCAAAUCAUGAAAUAUUCAGGUGUGGACAUAACUAACCCAAAUAUUGGGACAUAUGAAGAAAUGAAGGCUGUGAUAAACGAGGAAUUUGGUGAUCAAGUUGAACAUGAUGAUAUGUUGAUAGUAUUGGAUCAUCUCCGUGAAAUGUAUCUGAAGAUGGAACGACCAUUUGGAGAAUAAACACUGACAUUUCAUAUCACCCUCAAAAGCAUUAAAUAAAAAUAUUCCUGUCAGUGGUUUAGGAUAUUUCAGUCAUUUCUCUGUAACUUGUAGAAAAAUAUAUAAGAAUUUAUAAUUACAACUGCACAAAGAAGACAAUUAAAUAUCUGUAAUGAAACUUUCAACAACUGACUGUUCAAUAUAUUAAAUAGUAAUAUCAAUGAAAAACUCGUGAAAAACAUUAAAAUACAUGUGCACAAGUUA